AUUUGGAAUCUGUCGCUCGAUUGCUGCGGUCGAUCGCUGCGUUCGUUGACGGAACUCGAAACUCAAAACUCGACUUGACUUGAUUCUGAUUGCUGUGAUGUGGCCACAGCGUGUGCAACGUGCCCUGGGGCAAGUGGCGCCUUCGCUGGUACGUCGACUGAGCGCACGCAUCGUGGAUGAACUGUACAUCGAGGUGAAGCCACGUGAAGCUGCCAAGCCGGCUCUCACCUUUCCUGGCAUUUGGUUGCGUGACAAUUGCCGCUGUGCCUCGUGUUUCCACGAGAGCUCGCAGUCGCGUCGCCUCGACUGGGACAACUUCGAUGCCUCGGUGCGUCCGCUGGCGUUGCAUGUGGAUGCCAACUCGCAGCAGUUGCACGUUCGCUGGAGCGAUGCACACGAGAGCAGCUACAAACUGGACUGGCUGCAGCGGCGCAGCUUCGCUGGCGACAAGCAACAGGAAUACCUCAAUGAGUUCUACCGGCCACGUCCCUCACACUGGGCUGGCAAACAAUUCGAUUCAAUUGCCCAGCGCUUUCACUACGAUCAAGUGAUGUCCGAGGAUGCGGCACUGCAGCAGUGGCUCCAAGCUCUGGCCAUCUAUGGUGUGGCGCUGCUCAGCGGAGCGCCACUCGACGAGGGCGUCGUGCGUCGCCUCGCUGAACGCGUUGGCUUCAUUCGACGCACAACCUACGGCGAGGAGUUCAUCGUCCAAGCCAAGCCGGGGGCACAGAACUAUGCGUAUUUGUCGCUGCCACUGCCACUGCACACAGAUCUGCCGUACUACGAGUACAAGCCCAGCGUGAACAUCUUGCACUGUGUGGUGCAGACGAAGUCGCAGGGCGGCAGCAAUCUGCUGGUGGAUGCCUUUCACAUUGCCGAUCGUCUGAAGCGAGAGCAUCCCGCGGACUUUGAGCUGCUCAGCAGCAUCGAUGUUGACUGGAAUGAUAUUGGCAGCGAGGAUGGACGCGAGUUUCACAACAUUUGGCGAGCGCCCGUCAUCUGCUUGGAUGCCUCUGGCGAGUACACGCGGAUCAAUCAUAGCGUUCCACAGCGCGACAGCCACUUCAAUGCACCGUUGGAGAAGGUGUUGCCCUGGUACAAGGCGUACGCUCGCUUUGUGAGCAUGGCCCAGAAGGAUGCGCAUUCGUUCAAGACGCAGCCGGGCGAUGUGCUCACCUUCAACAAUCUGCGGCUGCUGCAUGGACGCACUGGCUACGAUGACAGCGAGGACAAUUCGCGUUACAUUGUUGGCGCCUAUCUCGAUUGGGACAUUAUCUAUUCGCGUCUGCGUGUGCUCAAGAAGCGUCUGAAUGUUGCCAACUGAGUCCCACACCCUUCUCCCCUCCCCCUCCCCUCCCUUCCUCCCUCUCGCCAUCGCUGCUGCCGCUAAAGCAGCUCAUCCUCUGCUUAAAUGCGCUAAUAAAAGUCAGCGACAUAUUUUCCAAGCCAUUUGUGGUGAGCUCAUUUGAAUAGUUGCCCAAACUCAGCAUGCUGCUUGCAACUUGCCACUUGCCACUUGGCACAUAUGCCAGCCACGCCCCUUGCCGCCCACUGCCCUGGCUCAUAGCCUACCUAAUUCCCCAUGCUGCGUUCUGACUUAGCCCAAUAACCAAAACACCAAAAAAAACACAGAGCUUGCCAACGGGUGACACUUUCACAUACCCGGCAUUACAUUUUUUUUCACAUGCUGUAAAUAUAAUACUGAAUAUCAUAUGCAUGAUAAUAUUUGAGAGUGGUUAAAUAGCUAUACAAGUAAUAAAUAGUCUUGUAAUUAA
Drosophila albomicans is the source of this 1775-nucleotide messenger RNA. Its product is annotated as gamma-butyrobetaine dioxygenase. Gene Ontology annotation, molecular function: oxidoreductase activity. Bases 98 to 1324 code for a protein of 408 amino acids. Gene Ontology annotation, cellular component: mitochondrion. Gene Ontology annotation, biological process: carnitine biosynthetic process. The transcript is spliced from 2 exons. The record is from RefSeq and is a predicted model, not a curated record. Lineage: Eukaryota; Metazoa; Arthropoda; Insecta; Diptera; Drosophilidae.